This is a messenger RNA of Harpegnathos saltator (Jerdon's jumping ant), 1385 nucleotides long. RefSeq names its product serine/threonine-protein kinase 16. Gene Ontology annotation, cellular component: cytoplasm; Golgi apparatus. The transcript has 6 exons. The record is from RefSeq and is a predicted model, not a curated record. Gene Ontology annotation, biological process: protein phosphorylation. Lineage: Eukaryota; Metazoa; Arthropoda; Insecta; Hymenoptera; Formicidae. Bases 168 to 1124 code for a protein of 318 amino acids. Gene Ontology annotation, molecular function: protein serine/threonine kinase activity; ATP binding.
UGACAGCGCGAAGGAGCGUGAGUGAGAGAGGGGAAUGAAUCUCGUGUCACGUUUCCCAGAUUUUCUAACCUGGUAUAUUUGACGUGUCAAAAUGUUUGUAUGUGACAAUAGCGAGAUUUCUCGUGAAAUUUCUUAACGUUUGAUAAUCGUAAUGAUAAGUAAUAAAGAUGAAUAGUUUAGGUUUAAGUCUAAUUUUCAGAAUGGGUUGUAUAUGCGCCAAAGAGACUGUUACAGUAAACUCCCGGAAAUAUACGAUUCGCGAACAUCUUGGAGAAGGUGGAUUUAGUACAGUAUUUUUGGCGGAAGAUACCGCGACGCACAAAAAAUAUGCUAUCAAAAAGAUCAUUUGCCAUGGACCAGAGGAUCAACAAUUGGCAAUGAAAGAAGUGGAAUAUUACAAGCAGAUAAAGCAUCCUAAUGUUAUAAAAUGCAUAGAUUCAGCUCGUGAAGGUGCAGCCGACCCGAUUGUCAAUACAACGAGCGAAGUGUUAAUCGUUUUACCAUAUUAUCACAGAGGAACGUUAGCGGAUGAAUUAGAACAACGAGCUAAAAAUAAUGAUUAUAUGAGCCCUGUGGAUAUACUUAAUAUUUUUCUACAAAUCUGUGAAGGUGUGAAAGCAUUUCAUGAAGCUAAGCCUGAACCUCUUGCGCAUAGAGAUCUGAAAACUGCAAAUAUAGUACUUAGUGACGACGGAACACCAGUGAUUAUGGACUUGGGCUCGGUAACAACUGCCAGAGUUCAAGUGUGCGGCACACAAGCUGCACGGACUCUGCAAGACUUAGCAGCUGAAAGAUGUUCCAUGCCGUAUAGGGCGCCAGAAUUAUUCAAUGUUGAAAGUUAUUGCAUGGUCGAUGAACGAACAGACAUCUGGUCAUUGGGCUGCACACUGUAUGCGCUGUGUUACUUUAAAUCCCCCUUUGAUACAGUUUACGAGCGAGGUGACAGUGUGGCUCUAGCUGUGAUAAGUGCGCAUGUAACAUUUCCAGAAGGUGCUCCGUACAAUGAGGAUAUGCAGAGUUUGAUCCUCUCAAUGCUGAAAGUUAACUCGAUGGAACGUCCAUAUAUAUACAGUGUGAUAGAAAAUAUACACGAUGCAAUAGCUAAAUUAGAAAGCAGAGCAUAAUUAUAUAUUAAUAUAUUUCUUACGGCGAUCAUUUAUACUCAGCGAUAUAUAAGAAGAAGUAAAUUCGGUGACAUAUGAGGCCGAAUUAUCGGACUCAAUUUGACGAGUGCAAUUAUCGAAUUAUAGAAGCCUGUAAGCAAUGCGAAGGAGGAUAUCUGAUAUCAAAGUAAAAGGUUGCAUUUGUAAAUGGAAAGUUAUUUCCAAAAUUACCGAAUUGAAACAAAAAUUACAGAACCACGAUGUUGUUAUUUGUAACGGGCA